Messenger RNA from Lathyrus oleraceus (garden pea), 899 nucleotides. Its product is annotated as axial regulator YABBY 5. The transcript has 6 exons. Gene Ontology annotation, biological process: multicellular organism development; abaxial cell fate specification; cell fate commitment. Lineage: Eukaryota; Viridiplantae; Streptophyta; Magnoliopsida; Fabales; Fabaceae. Gene Ontology annotation, cellular component: nucleus. The record is from RefSeq and is a predicted model, not a curated record. Bases 89 to 646 code for a protein of 185 amino acids.
GCCAAGUGAUAGUUUCCUUUAUAAAUCCACUAAGCACACUCUAAAACUCAAAGGACAAACACAUUUAGAAAGAGAAAAAGAAAGAAAAAUGUCAAUGGAUAUGAUGGCAACAGAACGUGUUUGUUAUGUUCACUGCAACUUCUGCAACACCAUUCUAGCGGUAAAUGUUCCAUUCAGCAGUUUGUUAACCAUAGUGACAGUAAGGUGUGGACAUUGUGGUAAUUUGCUAUCAGUUAACAUGAUGGCAGCAUCACUUCAACCAUUUCCUCCUCCUACUCAACUCCCUCAGCCACAGAAACAGCACAUAAUCUAUGAAGAACCAAACAUCAAAGAAAUGGGAUCAUCAUCUUCAAAAUGCAACAAAAUAGCAUCAUUUGAGACCGUAGUAGAGCAUGAACAACCUAGGAUUCCUCCCAUUCGACCUAUAGAGAAAAGACAUCGGGUUCCUUCUGCUUAUAACAGGUUUAUUAAGGAGGAAAUUCAAAGGAUUAAGGCCAAUAAUCCAGAUAUUAGCCACAGGGAAGCUUUCAGCUCAGCGGCAAAAAAUUGGGCACAUUUCCCUCAUAUUCACUUUGGGAAGCAACAAGCAAAGUUGGACCUGGUCCAUGCUGAAGAAACUCAUGAAAAGUCUAAUGGAUUCUACUAAUAUAAUUAUCGUAGCAUUUGUUAUUUCUAUGCUUCACCUAAACCUGUGAAAAUUCAUGAGGUUCUUCAACAUUAUUUCCUAACCUCAGCGACGUUUAAAAUCCUACUAUAUUUUAUGUGUUUCCCUUUCAAUUCUUGUUAAGAAUUUAUUUCUAUUUUUGUGAUUUUUGUAUUCAUUCUAUAAUAUAUAUUGAACUUAGCACUUAUAAGUAGAACAUGUUCCCUUUAUCGUUAUAUAUUUAUUGAAUUUUUUU